Molecule: messenger RNA, 7350 nt
Organism: Ruditapes philippinarum (Manila clam)
Lineage: Eukaryota; Metazoa; Mollusca; Bivalvia; Venerida; Veneridae
Product: small RNA 2'-O-methyltransferase-like
Exons: 7
Coding region: 129-1544 (471 amino acids)
Biological process (GO): piRNA processing; RNA methylation; siRNA processing
Cellular component (GO): nucleus; cytoplasm
Molecular function (GO): RNA methyltransferase activity; O-methyltransferase activity
Source: RefSeq, a predicted model, not a curated record
GGAUGAUUAAUUCAUGAAAAGGUAACUAUCGGCUUCAGUACAUGUUUAGAUAUUGAAUGCGCUUUUAUAUUAAUUAUUUCAGCAUAUAUUUCAGAUAUGGAUAGUAUCUUUGUUGGAUUGUGUCCAACAUGAAGCUAUUGGCAAAAGUUGAUACAAAUAUCAUGGCUGAAUCAGCGGAGGGGAAGGAAAGGCCAAAAUCGUCAGAAUGUGAAGAGGUAUUUGGAGGACCUGUGUUUGAACCAAGACUGUAUAUACAGAGAUAUUUCUAUGUGAAACAAGAGUUAGCAAAAUAUAAUGUUAAACAUGUUGUAGAUUUUGGCAGUGCUGAGUGCAAAAUUUCGCGUUUCCUUGUCCAGAUUCCUACAUUAGAGAAACUGGAUCUGGUAGACCUUGACGAAGGCCUCUUAGAAUGGAACAAAUUUAGUAUUCGACCAUUGACCUGUGAUUACUUAGAAAAGCGGGAACUGCCAUUGGACGUAAAGGUAUUCUGUGGAAGCGUAACUAAUCUGGAUGAGUCUAUUAUUGGCUGUGAUGGUGUCAGCAUGGUCGAACUAAUUGAGCACCUGUAUCCUGAUGUAUUGAAGGCAGCAGUGGAUAUGGUGUUUGGUAAACUUAGACCCAAAGUAAUUGUUAUAACAACACCAAACUCGGACUACAAUCAGCUGUUUCCUAAUUUCUCAGGUAUGCGACACUGGGAUCAUAAGUUUGAAUGGAGCAGGGAGGAAUUUCAAAGCUGGUGUAAGGAUAUAUGCAAGAAUCAUCAAUAUUAUGUGGAGUUUGGUGGAAUAGGAGAGCCACCAUCUGGAGCUAAACAUCUUGGAUGUUGUUCUCAGUCUGCUGUAUUUGUCAGGAAAUCAAAUGCUACAAAACAUGAACACUCAGACUCUAUAUCCAACAGUUAUAAAUUGAUAACAGAAUCAGACUAUCCCUUCACUGAAAACAAAAUGUCUAGGGAUGACAUGGUUACGAUGGAAAUAAAUUAUCAGUUAAGACAGUACCAAAAUAUGUGCACCGAAGAAUACUUAAACUUAAAUAAUUGCUCAGAUCAUUUUGGGAAGCCAACAAUAUUCAAACAAAUUGGUUUUAAACCGGAUAAUGCUAGCAACCAGCAGGAAGACUUGACUUGUUCUAAAAUUUGUGGGAAUUGUUAUAAUAGUUUUAAACCUGAUAGUACAGGAAGCUUGCAGAAGGAUUUGACUGGAUAUGAAAUUUGUCAGAACUGUUUUAGUAGUGACUUAAAGUUGAAUAUAAAUGAGCGUUUGGUACCAGUCACCUUUUUGAUGACAAGGAAAGUUCGUAGUGCACUUCAGCCAGAUGAGCUUAGGAAAUUUCUGCAGAGCCAUGGCUACAGAAUGUCGCCAGAUUGUAAUCAUGUUAUAGUAACAGCAAACAAUGAUCACUCAGAUGACGACUGUAAUGAUGAUGAUGAACAUGAUUUCAAUGAAGAAACAUUACAGACAGGCAGCAAUGGAGAUGAAAUAUCAAUCCUCUCCGUUAAAACAAGGUUCAGCUUAGAUGAUGCCUACUGCGAGUCCUGGGACUGAUUUAAUCAAUGUUUUUUUUAUUCAGUUUGUUAAGUGUUUUAUAUGUUUUGUUAUGCUUGCUCCAAGAGGAGAGGGCAUUAGUUCUUUCUGUCUAUCAUACUCUUGUAAGGAGAAAUAGAUGUUUUAAGGUUUUUUCUUUUUUUAGCUUGGUUGACCCCUAAAAGAGCUCAUUGAAAUGACAUGAAUAAAUUUAAGUGUGACUGUCACAAGGAUGCUACAGACCAAAUUUGAGGUAAAUCUGCCCAGUAGUUUCAGAGAAGAAGCAUGACAGCGGACGACAGACGCCAGAGCAUCCCACUUUGAUGCUUAUAGCUCACCCUGAACCUUUGGUUCUGGUGAGGUAAAAAAUAUCUUUUGCAUGAAUUUUGGUCUUGUGAGCAACAUCCUUCAAAUUUUUGUAUGAAACACUCGCCAAUUCUCAGUUUUUUGUGUCACCUUGAAAAAGUUGACAUAUAGGGGUUACUUUUGUCGGCUGUGUCCCCUUAGGCUUGUCCAGAGCAUAACUCAGUCACUAAAGGUUGGUUUGACUCCAAACUGUAUGCAUGCUUCUUUUAAUGACCAACAGUGCAGUGCACAAGAAUCGCUACUCUGCACUUAUUUUUGAGUUAUUGCCCAUUGCUGAUUUUCAUACGUUUUUUUGUCUGGGCCAAUUCUCCUACACCUAAAAGCUAUUGACUAGAAACUUCAUAGGAUAAUGGAUCUUAUUGAGAAGAAGUGCAGUGCACAAGAACUUUUACUCUGCACUUCAUGAUUUUUGAGUUAUUGCCUUUUGUUAAUUUCGGUAUCCCCUUAGGCAUGUCCGGAGCAUAACUCAGUCACUAUAGGUUGGAUUGACUCCAAACUUAGUAUGCAUGCUUCUUUCAAUGACCCAAAGUGCAAUAUAAAGAAUUGUUACUCUGCAUUUCUUUUUUGAGUUAUUUUCAUACUUUUUAGCUCGACUUUUCUAUGAAAAGGGGAGCUAUCCUACUCGCCCCGGCGUCGGCGUCGGCGUUAGCGUUGGCGUCACACCUUGGUUAAGUUUUUCGUACCACCCCACUUUAUUUCAGAAGUAUUACAAGUAUGGCUUUGAAACUUACCAUACUUGUUCACCAUCAUAACCUCCAUCUACAGACAAGAGUACAUAACUCUGUCAAGGUUUUUGACAGAAUUAUGGCCCUUUUUUGACUUAGAAAGUGUAUUGAGCUUGGUUAAGUUUUUUGUACCACCUCACUUUAUUUCAAAACCAUUGGAGGUAUUGCUUUGAAACUGACCAUACUUGUUUACCAUCACGACCUUCAUCAACAGACAAGAGGACAUAACUCUGUCAAGGUUUUUGACAGAAUUAUGCCCCUUUUUGACUUAGAAAAUACAUUGAAUAUGGGUAAAAUCCACUUAUUGCCUUAACCCUUUGAGAUAUUGCUUUGAAACUUUUAAUGCUAUUUCACAUCAUUACCCCCAUCUGUACGCAAGAGAAGGUAACUCUGUCAAGGAUUUGUUUUAAAAAUUAAGGCCUUUUAUCGACUUAGAAUCUUGGUUAAGUUUUUAGUACCAGUCCACUUUUUGACUGAACUGUUUGAGAUAUUAAUUUGAAAGUUGGAAUACUUGUUUACAAUCAUGAUUCCCAAACAUGUCCAGGAGAAGGUAAUUCUGUCAAAGAUUUUAUUUGAAUUAUGGCCCUUAACUGUCAAUGUUUUGUAUUAUAGGCAAGCACUAAAAAACUUAAAAAAUCUAAAAAAAUUCAUUCCUAUCCACUUGUUCACUUUACCAUAAAUUAUGUCAUAUAAACAUUGCUGUAAUAUUCAAGGGUAUCAAACAACUAGUUCACUUUAAAAAUACAGAGAUUCUUGUAUUGCCUUUUACUGCAAAAACUUUUUUUAUUGGCAAGCAAUAAAAAAGUCGAGCGCGCUGUCUUACGGACAGCUCUUGUUUUUUGUCCGGUCCAUUUCUCCCAAACUAUAAAAGCUAUGGACUUGAAACUUCAUAGGAUAAUAGAUCUCAUUUAGAAGAAGUGCAGUGCACAAAAAUCGGUACUCUAUACUUCAUGAUGUUUUAGUUAUUGCCCUUUCUUAACUUUAAUACUUAAUAGGCUUGUCCAGAAGUCACUGUAAGUUUGAUUGACUCCAAAUUUGGUAUGCAAGCUUUUUUUUUCAUUGACCUGAAGUGCAGUGCACAAGAAUCCAUCACAGAGAGUGUUCCAUUUGAUCUGUCAGUGUAAAACAACAUGGUAUUUUUAUUUAUAAUAAUAUAAGAGUUUUAUUAGUCCUGACGUAACUUUGUUACAGUCGGUUCAAAUGCCACUGAAGUUCAAGGUACAUGUACAUUGCAAGAGCAGGGUUUAUAAAUAACCAAUAUUUAAGAAAACUAGAACUGUGUCCAAAGGACACGGAUGCCCCCGCUGACAACAUAUAUUAUGGUAUAUAGUGAAAAAAUCAACAAAGGGCCAUAAUUCUGUUAAAUUUGGUCGCAGCAAAAAUUCCUUCCUUUACUACCAUCUACACAUUAAGGUUGUUCAUCCCUGGAAGUUUAAGCAAAAUCUGCCAUCCGGUUUAAGAGGAGUUGCGUUCACAAGAUUUCGGGACAGACAGACGGACAUACGUAUGGACAAGUGCAACGCUACAUGCUCCCCACUUUGUGGGGGCAUAAAAAUGCCUAACUGACAGUUAUACUGUUGACAAGGCAACACAUCUGACUCACAGAGUUCUAGUUCACAAAUAACAGUCUGUCCUUGGGUGAGUGCUUUGGGUUCAAUAGCCCUCUGGUGAUUAUACUGGGACAAAACAACACUGCAAAACUGUAAUGUUUUAUUAUUCAAGUUUGACCUUAAAUAACCUUUAACAUUUUAUUUUAAAUUUUAUGUUUUGCUUAAAUUGACAUAACUUUGUUAAUCUUCUUCCACAAAGCGAGCAGGGGAUGUCUCCCUCUGUCUGUCUGUCCAUCUGUAGGUUACACUUUCGUGUCCAUUCUAUAACUAAAACCACUGAAAAUGUUUUGAAAAAACUUGGCACAAGUGAUCACCAUUAUGAGACGAUGUGCAGAGUGCAAUAAUUGGUUGCUACCUCCAAGGUCAAGGUCACAAUAAAAGGUUAAGUGUUAAAAAGUCAACAUUUCGUGUCCGCUCCAUAACAUUUUAACCGCUUCAAUGUUUUUAAGACAACUUGGUCAAGGUCAGGGUCACACUCAAAUGUCCAAUGUUAAAACAUCUAUUUUUCAUGUCCGCUCUGUAACAAAUAUAUUGACAAUUCAAAGGUUUUAAAAUUACUUGCACCAAAUGAUCCCCACCAAAAUACAAUCUGCACAACAUCCAGGUUGCUACCCUCAAGUUACAUCCAGGUUGCUACCCCCAAGGUCAAGGUUAUAUGUUCUCCAUAACUUUAUGAAAGAUUUUUAAUUACUUGGAACAAAUAAUCACCAUUAAGAAACUAUGUGCUUAUGAUAUGCAUGACACAUUCAUGUCCGCUGCAUAAGGUGAUUUAGAUGUCUUUCAGACUGCCUUGUUAUUAAUUAUAAUGGACAUUGGGAUGCAUAUUACAACACUGAGAUGUUGUAAAAAUUUAAGAUUGUCCUUCAUCUGUAAAUGACCUCGAUUGUUGUUGAUGUUUUCUUGGAAAAAAUUUUAUGAUUCUUUAUGAUGAAAACAAUGAAAUAUUUGAAUAUGUUAAUCUGACAGUGUGGAACAUGAAAUAAAUACUAGUUUAAGUUUUUGAUUUAAUUAAAGCAUUUUUAAAAAUCAUCAAAUUACUGUGUCAGUUAAUCUUUCAUUUCAUGAAAAUCAAGCAUUAUUUUAUUUUGCACAUAAGUAGCUCAGAGUAUUUGAUAAAAGUGAAAAAUCUGAAAAAAAUUCCCUCAGCUCAAUAUGCAAUAAUUACGACUGCUAACAUCAAAGGAAGGUAUGUCAUGUUAAAAUUAUGCAGCUCAGAUAUCUCGAUGAUGAAAUUUUCGUCACUUUUCUUCAAAGUUUCUUUAAUAUCGGUAAAUUUCCAAGCUAGUUUAUGCCUGACCUAGAGUAACCUAAGACUGUUAACAAUUUCAACUCAACUAUAAAUAGUAACAGGAUAUUUUUUGUUAGAAGUUUAUUUAAACUUAGAAUAUUGAUAUAACUUUUGAUUAUUUAUUUUUGCAACCUGCAAGGAUAUUGUCAGGGAGCUGUGAAAAUGCACAAUAAUCCCUAAUUGAGAGAUACCUACUCUGACCUUUCAUUUGAAUAACAAUUGAUAAUACCACAAACAUUGACAUGUGCAUUCUUAUUGUACCCACUAAUCUGAUAAUUAGAAUUAGACAGGUCAGGGAUCUAUGCAUCGACUUGAUUGAUACAAUAAUGCCUCGAGCGCUGUUGUGUUCUUCAAUGUGUAAAGUGCAAAUUACAUCUUUUUCCUUACAAUAUUGACUGUUAAAAAAUGUACAAAGAGUGAUUUAAUAAAGCUGUAUAUGUACUAGGGGAUGCAAAAUUCAAGGUCAUUAGUCGCGUCAAACAGGGAGUACAUAGUGAUUUAGGUUGGCGGUCUGAAACAGGGUCGUAUAUGACAGGAAGUCGUUUAAAUCAGUGAGUCGCUAUGGUAAGUUCGACUGUACAUUGGGUGGUCCUCCAACUUUAAGUGGGUCACUGAUGCUAAAAAUAUAUUUUACUCGUGUCAAUCCCCUUCUGGCUGAAGGGUUGCCUUUGAGUGUCAAGGCAUAAAAAUUACGGCCACCGUUUAUCCCUGUGUGAUCAUAAAAGGCGAACAAUAGGUUCGCAUUACUGGAGUUUAAGUAUCUCUUAGCUCCAGCAAGCCCUCCCAUGAAAAUGACAGGGCGGACAAAAGCCCUCCCGUAAAAAUGACUGGGCGGACAAAAGCCCUCCCAUGAAAAUAACAGGGCGGACAAAAGCCCUCCGGCAGCAAAUAUACAUAGUUUGUAUUUUAUAUCAAUGCACUCAACAUAUUAACAUUCAAACCAUGAAUAUUUUUGUUUUCCAUUGGCAUAAGCGUGUUUGUAUGAGCUUGAGCACAUUCCUGACAGGUAUCUGAAUAGUAAGCACUAAAAUAUGUAAGUGCAUAUUUAUUCACGUAAAUAUGAAAAGAUGUGAAGUACAGAAUAAUUGAAUAAUAAAUGACGAAAAGAAGUUUGAAUAAACUAAAAAAACCUAUUAAAAGUCCAAGACAUUUACAGUUUGCCUUGUAAUUAGUCAAUUACUUUGAAAUGUGACUUUGUUUUAAUGGCAUUAUAGUGUAAAAAGUUACAUUUCAGGAAGGUAUAUUCAGAAUGAAAGGUUGGUCCAGCCAAUACACAUACAUGUACUUGAAAACAAUAACAAAUAUAUAUGUUACAAUUUUAAUAAGUUGAGAGCAUUGAAAAAACAUCAAUAGGUAUUUAACAGUCAUAAAUAUUUUUGGUAUGGGAGGGUUUUUGUCCACCUUGUUAAUUUCACGGGAGGGCUUUUGUCCGCCCAGUCAUUUUCAUGGGAGGGUUUUUGUCCGCCCUGUCAUUUUUACGGGAGGGCUUUUGUCCACCUAGUCAUUUUUGGACGGGAGGGCUUUUGUCCGGGAGGACUUUUGUCUGUUUCCCUCGGGUAUUACAAACUUAAACAAACACCAGGGGUCAAAACCACCACACCUGCUGGAGCUAAGAGAUGCAUAGACUCCACAAAUGCAAACACAAUUGGCUGCAAUUCUGAUACCACCGUUUAUCCCUGCUUUAUUGUGGUAGGUGACUAAAUGGGUUCAAAUUACUGCAGUACAUGCAUCUCAAUUGCCCUAAGCGAAACAUCUUGUUUUAAUUUGUUAAGAAAUGUUUAUUGUUUGAUAGGCUAGUUUUAUUUUUGAAAAGAAUUGUAAUAAAACAUUUAAACUGA